AUGCCCCUCCGAUUGGACGUACGCAAGAAACUUUCAUCGCGUUCCGAUCGGGUGAAAGCUGUUGAUCUUCAUCCCUCCGAACCAUGGAUUUGUGCUUGUCUUUACAACGGGAAUGUGCAUGUUUGGAAUAUCGAGUCACAACAGUUGAUCAAGACUUUCGAAGUCUGUUCUGUUCCUGUUCGUGCUGUUCGUUUUGUCGCGCGUAUGAAUUGGAUUGUUACUGGUGCCGAUAAUCAAUGUCUGACUGUUUAUAAUUAUAACACCUUGGAACGAGUGCAUCAGCAGGUGGAAGCACACGGAGAUUACAUUCGCUCGAUUGUUGUGCAUCCAUCACAACCACUUAUCCUUACAUGCUCGGACGAUGUGACGAUUCGGCUGUGGGAUUGGGAGAAAAAUUGGAAAUGUGCUCAGAUCUUCAAUGGUCACUCACACUAUGUGAUGCAGCUGGUGAUCAAUCCAAAGGACAACAACACCUUCGCCAGUGCCUCGCUCGACUGUACGGUGAAGGUGUGGUCACUUGGCUCACCACAGGCUAACUUCACGUUGGAAGGUCAUGAGAAAGGUGUGAAUUGUGUGGACUAUCAUCCAAGUCCAGAUAAACCUUACUUGGCCAGCGGGUCAGACGACCACACGGUGCGAAUUUGGGACUAUCAGACAAAGCUUUGCGUGCAGGUGCUCGAGGGCCAUGUACAGAAUGUCACCGCCCUUGCUUUCCACACCGAACUUCCAGUCAUUCUCACUGGUUCUGAGGAUGAUACCGUACGCGUGUGGCAUUCCACCACGUACCGCCUCGAAUCAACUCUCAAUUACGGUCUGGGUCGCGUUUGGACCGUGCAGUGUCGUGGGGUGGGCGGACGCCAGACCGUUGUAGGCGUGGGCUACGACGAAGGCACUGUAGUGAUUGCACUCGGUCGUGAACACCCUGCCGUAUCCAUGGACGCCUCAGGCAAAUUAGUGUGUGCCCGACAUAGCGAAAUGGUGAACGCCAACCUGCGCUCCGUGAUCGCAGCAACAGUGGCAGUGGGUGGGGGCGGGGGCGGUGGUGCCCCAGGAACUGCAGAAGGAGCUGCAAGAGAGGGUGGAGUAAUUGAAGAUGGAGCUCGCUUACCAGUGGUCUACAAGGAAAUGGGUGCUUCGGAAAUCUUCCCCCAUACAGUAGCUCACAACAGCAACGGUCGCUUUUUAGCGGUCUGUGGCGAUGGUGAGUACGUCAUCUACACAGCGAUGGCCCUGCGUAACCGGACUUUUGGUUCAGCUCUCGAGUUUGUUUGGUCACAGGCUGAUCCGAACGUUUAUGCUGUGCUGGAGAACAAUUCCACCUUCAAGAUUUUUAAGAAUUUUAAGGAGGCCAAAUGCGUAAAAAUGGAUUUUGGAGCAGAUCAAAUUUUUGGUGGACACUUACUAGGCGUUCGCUCAGUGGCCGGAUUCACGUUCUACGAUUGGUCGACUGGUGCGUUGGUGCGCCGAAUCGACGUCUCUCCAGUGUCGGUUUAUUGGUCGGAAAAUGGUAAUCAAGUGGCUAUUUGCACAAAAGAUACCUUCUACAUCCUUCGAUAUAGACCAGAGCUUAUUGUGGAAGCCAUGGCUCAAGGCGUCUCCGAUCCUGAUGGCAUUGAAGCCGCUUUUGAGUUAAUUCCUGAUGGUGAAGUUAAGGAAUCCGUAAAGACCGGCUGCUGGUUUGGUGAGGCCUUCCUCUUCACUAACUCCACGAAUCGUCUCCAGUACUACGUAGGCGGUGAACUCGUCUCCGUUGCCCAUCUUGAUCAGCCUAUGUACCUCCUCGGCUACCUUGCCUCCGAAAGUCGUGUCUUCCUCAUUAAUCGCGAUCUCAAGGUUGUCAGCUACACCCUCUCACUCUCUGUUUUGGAGUACGAGAGUGCUGUACUGCGUGGUGACUUCGAGUCCGCCGAUGCCAUUCUUCCAAGCAUUCCGACAUCAGCGAGGACGAAGGUGGCUCACUUCUUGGAGCGUCAGGGAUUCAAGCAGCAGGCCAUGCGAGUGACCGUGGACCCAGAACAUAAAUUUGACCUUGCCAUCCAGUUGGACGACGUGACCACAGCGCACGAAUUGAUCAAAGGGGAGGAGGAUGUGGAGGGAAACGAGGCAAAGUGGAAACAGCUUGCGGAAGUGGCUUUAAAGGCGUGCAACUUCUCCUUGGCUCAGGAAUGUUUCGCUAUGACGCAAGACUACGCAAGUUUCCUCCUCAUCGCCAGCAGUUGUGGUGAUGUUGACAUGAUGCAAAAGUUGGCCUCCGAUGCUUCUGCACAGCAAGUUGAUAAUCUCGCCUUCCUUGCUCAUUUCCUGCUUGGCAACCUCGAGGCGUGCUUUGAGAUGUUGGUAAAGGAUGAGAAAUACCCUGAGGCGGCGUUCUUUGCGCGCACCUACCUCCCGAGUAAGGCUUCGGAGGCGGUGGAAAAGUGGCGAAAGUGGCUUCAAGCCACGCAUCCAAAGGCGGCUGAAGCUCUUGCGAAUCCAUCUCAGUACCCAAAUCUUUUUCCCCACUGGGAGGAGUGUCUUGCCGCAGAAAAGUGGCUGGCGGAAGACCAUAAAAAACACAAAGGAUUGCCCGCCACAGCCUAUCCCCAGGAAACACCUUUGUGGGAACGCAAUAUCGCCGAGGAGAUGAUCGCGUCCAAGCCCCUAUCAGCUGACCUCAUGGAUGUUGAAAAUGAAAUGGAGUUCAUGCCAACCCCACCCCAUGAUCCAGUGGAGGAAUUAUUCGGUACUCAAGACGGGCUAAAAACAGAGGAGAAGACAAAGGAUGGAUUUGCGCCUUUUCUCGACUUCGAAGACGAGCCCAGGAAGUUAAGUCCCCAAUUUUCAAAAUCUCCAGAAGAAAAAAUAGAAGGGGAGAAUAUUCUUGCGCCUCUGGAACCCCCAGUCCCGGUUAUUGAUGAAGGCAAGAGCGAUCCCAUCGAUGAGUUGCUGAAGCUAUCGGAAGUUCACAUAACGAAAAGUGCUCCUCGAAACGACAUAGAGGAGGAGGAAGAACAAGAUGAGGAGGGAGAACAAGAAUAUUCAUUUCAUGAUGCUGGACAGCAGGAAAAUGCACCAAAUCCAUUUACAUCCCUCUCCACCCCAGGAAAGCAACUCUUCGGAUUGGACGACUUUGAUGCAGAAUUGGAGCAUCAGUUGGCAACCUUCAAUACUGCCCCUAAUGAGAGCCUUCAAAAACCCUCAAACGAGGGGAAGAAGAAAGGCAUCACCGACGAUGGUGGCUGGAGCGACGAAAGCGGUGAUGACGAAUAUGAGUGA
Messenger RNA from Hydatigera taeniaeformis, 3255 nucleotides. Lineage: Eukaryota; Metazoa; Platyhelminthes; Cestoda; Cyclophyllidea; Taeniidae. The record is from the annotation of a GenBank genome assembly.